AUGGUGCAAUUUCAGCUUAUUCUUUCAACAUGCUCGUUGUUGGAUUUUUCCUUUAAUGCAUUCAAUGGCAACAUUUCUCCUGGACUCGGGGAGUGUUCAAAACUGCAAAUUUUUCGUGCUGGUUACAAUGACCUCUCAGGGUUACUUCCGAAGGAUAUCUACAAUGCCACCAAACUAGAAGAAAUUGCAUUCCCUUCCAAUUCACUCCAUGGAGCCAUAAGUGAGAAAAUUUUCAACCUCACUAACCUCGCAAUCCUUGACCUCUCCUUUAACCAAAUGAGUGGUGUGCUCCCUCUCCAUUUUGGACAGCUCUCCAAAUUGAAACUCUUGGCUCUUGGUUUUAACCAUUUCGAAGGUUAUUUGCCCCCAUCGUUGAUGAAUUGCACGAACCUUGUAGAAAUACAUAUGGCUGCCAACAACUUGGAAGGAGAUAUCUCCAUGGUCAAUUUCUCGAAACUUAGUCAGCUCAGUAAACUUGACCUAGUUCGAAACGACUUUACUGGUACAUUUCCAACAAGCCUUUAUUCAUGCCAGUCCCUAAAAGCUAUUCGGUUGACUGCAAAUAAUAAUACAAAGGGACAAAUCCAACCUGAAAUUCUUUCAUUGAAAUCUUUGACCUUUCUUUCACUUGGUGGCUUAACCAACAUCACUGGGGCGAUGAAGAUAUUAAUGCAUUGUAAAAGUCUUCAAGUACUCAUCAUUGCAUAUUCAUUCAAAGGUGAGGAAAUGCCAGUUGAUGAAGGUAUGGUUGAUUUCGGUGGGUUCCAAAAUCUUCAAUCGUUCACCUUUUAUUACUGUGAGCUCAUUAGUCAAAUGCCCUUAUGGUUAUCAAAACUCAAGAAUUUAAAGAUCUUGGUUCUGGAAGGUUGUAGACUUACAGGGCCAAUUCCUAGAUCGUUGGCGACCCUUCCCAAACUCUUCUUCUUGUUCUUGGUAGACAACCAACUUUCUGGUGAAUUUCCAAAAGAACUUUGUGGACUACCAAGGUUGGUACAUGAACCAACCACAGAUCAAGUAGACGAUUAUAUUGACCUGCCUAUCUACACGGAUGCGGGUCUAACUUACCCGCAAAGAUUGUCUAACUGGCCACCAACAAUAUCCGUAUCUUUCAAUCACAUUCAUGGUAGAAUACCUACUGAGAUCGGCCAAAUGCACCUUCUCCACAACUUGGAUUUUGCUGGCAACUACUUUUCCGGCAACAUUCCAGAACAAAUAUCCAACCUCAAAAAUCUAGAGAAUUUGAGCCUCUCUAUGAAUCAUUUGUCUGGAAACAUCCCGUUGUCAUUGGCAAGUCUUAAUUUCUUAAAAUAUUUAAAUGUCUCGUACAAUGAUCUCGAAGGACCAAUCCCAACAAGCACUCAGCUUCAAAGUUUCAAUGCUUCUGCGUUUGAGGGGAAUUCAGAAUUGUGUGGCUCUCCACUUCACAAUGAGUGUCUACCAAUUAAGGGCAUUGAUGCAGAUAGCAAGAACAACCAAGGUGUGGACAAUGAGCAUGAUUUUCCAUGGUUGUAUAUAUUCAUUGCACUAGGUUUCAUCCUAGGGUUUUGCGGGAGUGUGUGGUUCUUUAAUUGUUAA
This is a messenger RNA of Pyrus x bretschneideri (Chinese white pear), 1575 nucleotides long. Its product is annotated as receptor-like protein 3. The transcript has 2 exons. Gene Ontology annotation, molecular function: protein binding. The record is from RefSeq and is a predicted model, not a curated record. The coding region runs from base 1 to 1575 and encodes 524 amino acids. Lineage: Eukaryota; Viridiplantae; Streptophyta; Magnoliopsida; Rosales; Rosaceae.